Molecule: messenger RNA, 1197 nt
Organism: Magnolia sinica
Lineage: Eukaryota; Viridiplantae; Streptophyta; Magnoliopsida; Magnoliales; Magnoliaceae
Product: nudix hydrolase 12, mitochondrial-like
Exons: 7
Coding region: 361-1002 (213 amino acids)
Cellular component (GO): cytoplasm; nucleus
Molecular function (GO): pyrophosphatase activity
Source: RefSeq, a predicted model, not a curated record
GCACCCGCCGAACUCUCUCUCUCUCUCUCUCUCUGAUACCUCUCCUUCUCUGAAACAUCUUCGGAAAAUCCAUUCUCUUUCCUCUGCAGUUUCUAGGGUUAGGGUUUGUUUCUGUCUCUCUGUCUUUCUUCUUAUCGCUGCCGAUUCCGCAUUGGGAAUCCCGCCAGAGCCGAAGGUAGUAUGAGAAUCGAUCGGCUGCAGCUGGCCGGCUAUAAAAUCCUCGUCGAAUCCCUGGGGGAGAGGCUGAAGUUCGACGAAGAUCUCGUUCUUGCUUCAAAAGCAGAGGAGAUUCAAAAACAGAGAAGAAUCAGGGCUUAUGAGAGCAGCACCAGUGUUUCUUAAAGAGGUUUGUAGGAUACCAUGUCGGCUUUGCUAGCUCGGACGGGUAGACACCGGCAGCGUUAUGAGAAUGAUUUUCGACUUGUUGCAGGGUGUAUUCCUUACAGGCUGAAAGAAAAUGAAGACAAUCUCACUGGUGACUUAGAAAACAGGUUGGAAGUUCUUAUGAUUUCUUCCCCAAAUCGUCUAGACCUCGUGUUUCCAAAGGGUGGUUGGGAGGAUGAUGAGUCUGUGGGUGAAGCUGCCUGCCGUGAAGCGUUGGAGGAAGCCGGAGUGAGAGGAAGACUUGAUGAAAAUGCGCUGGGGGUUUGGCAAUUUAGAAGCAAGAGCAAACAAAACUGUCAUGGCAUGGAAGGAUAUUGCAAGGGUUACAUGUUUGCACUGGAGGUGACGGAAGAGCUUGAAUUCUGGCCGGAGAAGUCUAGCCACGAAAGAAGAUGGCUGAACGUCGGGGAAGCAUUUGAGCUCUGCCGUUAUGAGUGGAUGCGUAGAGCUCUGGAAGCAUUCUUGAGAUACCUGUCGGAUGAAUGCAAGCGUCGGACGAGGGAGGAUGCUGUGGCGGUUGCAGUGGAAGUGGCUGAGCAUUUAAAUUUAGCACCAAGCUGCUUUGUGAAUGCUUCGACACCUAGUGCAUCCACAAAUCCCAUAAAUGCAUUGUGUUAGGAUGAUCUCUGUCUUUCUAUCUCUCAUUUCUUCUGUCAGUUGUUUCCCUGUCAAUGCCAUGACCCAUAGCUUGUUCAAGCCGUCUUUUUCUAUUGUGUAUUUGUGUUUCAAAAAUGAAAGCUGGACUUGUCAUGGCAUCUUGGCACGUUGUAACUUUAUUAAGUGUAUCAGCGAAAGAACUGUGAGUAUCUUCCA